This is a messenger RNA of Helicoverpa armigera (cotton bollworm), 1857 nucleotides long. RefSeq names its product ubiquinone biosynthesis protein COQ9, mitochondrial-like. Gene Ontology annotation, biological process: ubiquinone biosynthetic process. The record is from RefSeq and is a predicted model, not a curated record. Gene Ontology annotation, cellular component: mitochondrial inner membrane. Gene Ontology annotation, molecular function: lipid binding. Lineage: Eukaryota; Metazoa; Arthropoda; Insecta; Lepidoptera; Noctuidae.
CAUGUGGUGCAAUUGUCAAUGUCAUAUGAGUCUGCGGCCUGUGCUGUCUGCGCACAAUGAUCAUUUUCUAAAUAUCUGCUCAAGCCAAAAUCGACAAAUCUGACUGUUCGUUCGACGUUUGAUCUUUGUUGUUUUCUAAAACAAAAAUCACACCAAACGAAGAAGUAACUAUCCAGAGGGAGCCUCUUCUAUUAAAAUAUUUAUUACAACAACCAUUCAAACAUUUUGAUACAGAAUGAGCACAUUACAGAAGAUUUUUCGUUAAUUUGUUGGAAAUAAAGUACAUUUCGUAAAGAUUUUAUAAAGUCUCAACAUGAAUCAAAGCAUAGAUGUGGUUGAUUUAAUUUCUACUUUAUUGGAUAACGAGAAGUAUAAGGAAGCACUUAACGUUCCAAAUGAAGAGAGAUUAGCAGAUAGCUUUAAGGAUAAUUGUUGGGAUUUAAUACCUAUUAUCCUUGGUAAAAUUCAAGAUGAUACCAUUAUUAUAAAGCCAUCAUUAUAUGGUGCCUGUGAACAGUUGCUAACAAUUGUAAUUGAUAAAUCUGCUCCUGAGGAAGCUUUAUUAGAAUUUAUUGAGCAGAUUGAACUUGCUAAAAAUGAUGCACAGUUUGGUCUCAUUCUUCCACCCCUGCAAGAUCUUUUGAAGAAGUUAUCUCUAAAGAGAGGAUCUUUGGAAUGGUGUUUGAACUCUAUUAGCACUUACAUUGAAAAUAUUCCUGUUCCUGACCAUAACUUGGAAGGCAAGGAAAGAUUAUUAAUGGAUUCUGACCCUAACAUCAGAAGAAUCAUAAGAGUAUACUCUCUGUUGCCAUCAUUUUAUAGGUAUUUUAUUGAAGAAAUAUCAGCAGCAGAUUCUAAAAUCAACACAAAAGAAAUAAUUACAGCUUUUUUAAUAAGCCUUCUAGCCUUGAAGAAUGGCCAUAGAACUAUUAGGCCAUUUGCCUCUAUUAGUGUCAUUAGAUCACGUGCAUUGAGCUCUCAGCAAACUCAAGUAAAUCCAGAAAAGGACGUAAAGUUAUCUAUUCCAUCUACUUAUACACCUCCAAAUCAGCAAGAAAAUGAAGACCGUCAGUAUGAGGAAAAUAUAAAGAAUUGCAUUUUGGAGAAUGCUCUACAAUUUGUACCUAAGACUGGAUGGACUGUAGAGUCACUGAGCGGUGCCAAAGCAGCCGGCUACCCUACUAUAACUCACGGAAUAUUUCCUAGGGGUGGUGAUUUGGUACAUUACUUUAAUGUAAAAUGCAAUACAAAAUUGGUGGACGAAAUGAAAACUUGGCCCAAAACGGAUUCCAAAGACAAAGUACCAGCCAAAUUCAUUGAGAACGCCAUAUUCAAAAGAUUGCUAAUGAUUGAUCCAUACAAGACCACAUGGGCUAAAGCGAUGGCUGUUCAAACAAUGCCCAACAACGUUCCUAAUUGUUUAGCCACCUUAUUAUCACUUGUAGAUGACAUAUGUUACCAUUCCGGCGAUAGAAGUGUUGAUUUCAAUUGGUAUGUCCGCCGAGUUGGUGUUGCAGGAAUAUACAAAGCGGCAGAAUUGUUUUAUCUAACCGAUAGCAGCCAAGACAGUACUGCCACUAGAAAUUUUAUUGCAUCACGUAUUCGCGACGCCCAAUUAAUUCAGUCAGCAUUGAAUUUAAACCCGGUGGCUGGCCCACAAACGUUGACUGCCGCAUUUACAACGGCCAAGAAUAUGCUCGGAAUUAAUACAUUGAAGUAAUAUGAAGAUUAUAUUAGGGAAAUAAGUGAUGGUUAUAUUAAACAUUUCCACACUGAGAAAAUAUUUUGAAUUAACAGACAUUUCAAGUAUUAUUCAUAUUUAGUUGCUUGUAAUAAAUAGUUUAAUGGCUAAUUUGA